This is a messenger RNA of Radiomyces spectabilis, 457 nucleotides long. RefSeq names its product PH domain-containing protein. The record is from RefSeq and is a predicted model, not a curated record. The coding region runs from base 95 to 385 and encodes 96 amino acids. The transcript is spliced from 2 exons. NCBI's taxonomy places the organism in Eukaryota, Fungi, Mucoromycota, Mucoromycetes, Mucorales, Radiomycetaceae.
UUUUCCGUCAAUGUGAAUCAUGUUUUUCGCCUAACUGCAGAAUAAAAGGACGGCCGCUUUAUACCCUAAUGAAUCGAUACUACGAGCUAGCCGCAUGAUUCGAAGGCGGGGUCUGUUGCAUAAAAAACGGUUCCUGAUCCUGACAGACAAACCUCGCUUACUAUAUUUUGAUGAGAACAAGGAAUCACUCGAUGGAUCCGGAGGCCGGUUUCGAUGCGAAAUACCUUGGACUUCGCGACUUCUUCCAGAGUUAAAAGGCAAAUCGGUAUUCUGCAUCAACACGCCCGAAAAAUCAUACACGCUUGAAGAUCCACAAGGUCAUGCGCAAGACUGGGUGAAUACACUGAACACCAUGAUUGUUGACAGCUUUGGUCUGGCUGCUUAAACACUACACCUCAAUUAGCACCAAAAUCACUAUAAUAAUGCGUCUAAAUACAUUCAUAAGGUUUAAUAGAUU